Molecule: messenger RNA, 3313 nt
Organism: Periophthalmus magnuspinnatus
Lineage: Eukaryota; Metazoa; Chordata; Actinopteri; Gobiiformes; Gobiidae
Gene: agpat2
Product: 1-acylglycerol-3-phosphate O-acyltransferase 2 (lysophosphatidic acid acyltransferase, beta)
Exons: 6
Coding region: 237-1049 (270 amino acids)
Biological process (GO): phosphatidic acid biosynthetic process
Cellular component (GO): endoplasmic reticulum; membrane
Molecular function (GO): 1-acylglycerol-3-phosphate O-acyltransferase activity
Source: RefSeq, a predicted model, not a curated record
GAUGACGACACGACUCCACCUCAUGAUGCCAUUUAGCAACAGAUGAGCAGCGGGACAUAGCUCCACGUUCAUCUGGGACUGCUGCUGCAAAAACACCACUUUGUCUUGGUUUAUCCGCUGGGGACUGUAAUGCUCGCGUUGACCGUUUUCCUUGCACCGUAGCCGGGCUGUGUGGCCGAGCAGUGUCCGCGUAUUGAGCGUGUGUUUGUGCCGCCCCUGACUUUCACUGGAGCGCUAUGGAUGUGCUAUGGAUGGUGUCCCUGCUGCUGAUCCCACUCCUGAUGUGGACCAGCAGCACCUUUGUUUUCUAUUUUAAAAAGUUCUUCUACGUGGCAUGGAUGAUGUGUUUGGCUCUUUUUGCUAUCCCCCUGUGCAUACUGAAAAGCGGAGGAAGAGACAUUGAAAAUAUGAGGAUCAUCCGCUUCCUGGUCCGACAUGUAAAAUACUUCCUGGGUUUGCGUUUUGAAGUGAGCGGCUGGGAACAUCUGCAGACAGAGGGACCCUAUGUCAUCAUCUCCAACCACCAAAGCUCUUUGGAUGUAUUGGGCCUGAUGGAGAUCUUACCUGACCGCUGCACCAUGAUUGCUAAGAAGGAACUCACCUAUGCUGGAACAGUUGGGCUGAUCUGUUGGCUUGGCGGUAUCGUCUUCAUCAACCGCAAAAAGACGAGUGAUGCCAAAAGUGUCAUGUCAGAUGCAGCCAAGACUAUGUUGGAAGAUCAGAUUCGUCUUUGGGUGUUUCCAGAAGGUACAAGGAACCAGAAUGGAGAUCUUUUGCUAUUCAAAAAGGGAGCCUUUCACCUAGCAGUGCAGGCACAGGUACCUCUUAUACCCGUCGUGUUCUCGUCCUACAGAAACUUUUAUCUACGGAAAGAGAAGCAGUUUAAAUCAGGAACCAUCCGAUUGAAGAUUCUUCCCAAGAUUGAGACAAAGGGCCUGACAUCAGACGACGUGUCAGACCUGUGUGACAAAUCCUUCAAUGUGAUGCGCUCUGCUUUUCUGGAAAUCUCUCCCUCCGUAUCACAGAGCAACGGGCCUAUGAGCCACUGAACAUUCUCAUCAUCCCCUCCUCCUUCUGGUGUACUCGCCUUUAUCCCACUGACACCCCUGCAGCCCCAGGUUGUCUUCAUACUUGGACAAACAUGAUGGAGAGUUCCUGUCAUGAGUCCAGCAGACACCUGGCCCAGUGCACCACAGCACAGUUGGUCCUGACCCCCAGCAGCAUUGCCCUGUGCGCUGUGAGGAGUGACGGACAGCAAGCCGAACCAUGCGGAUAUGUGUUCAUCAUUAGGCAUGCCUUUUGGAUGGCUUCAUCCACCCUUCAUCUUUGCUUUACUGUCUUACAUUGACUCUUUCUGGGCCUUGUCUAUAAUGCCUCUUUGUCUUCUGUUUUACAAUUUUUGAUGAGUGUUUAUGUUCUUCUCAUGCUGACUAAUUUACAUUUUAUUUGGAUGCUGAUAUGCACAAAUUUACAUAAUAUCACAUCGCCUUACUUCACUGUUAUUUUUAUGGACUGCUGGUCCUAUUUGCAUUUCCUCAAUCAGCCAAGUGUUGAUUUAUUGGCCAAUGCCUCCAUUUUUGCUUUGCUUGUUACCUUUGACAGAUAGUUGGGAAGAGAAUUAUGAAAUUGUCAGACAGAAAUUUCAGGAAGAUCGUGGCCUCCAUCUGUACUGGUUUGAACAUUUCAGUGAUGUGUAUUAUUGGUGUAUUUGCGCAUUCACUCAUAUUGUCAUAUCUAAAGCUCACAAAUAACCUUCCUUGUAGUUAUGUGAAACAGCUCUGUAUUAUGUAUAUUUGUUAUAUUUAUUUUUUUAUCUCUUUUUUUUAUGAAAUAUUGUCAGAAAUUCCAAAUGAAUCUACUCCAGAAGUGUCAAAAAGGAAGUGCAAUGUCUUUGUUUUAACAGUACUUUUCCAAAGUGCAAGUUUUCUGCUGUGCCAUGAUAGUGUUUGGGGGACAUAAAGCUUACAAACGUAACUCAUUAAAAUCUUCCUAUGAAUUGCUUUGUCGUUCUACUGACUGAUAUGUAAUUUACUACUUCAGGUAGAUCUCUGCUUUAGGAGGGUUACCUGUGUACAUGUCCACAAUGAUUUCUCUUUUUCAGUUAUUAUUAAAUAGAUAAACUAACUGCAAAGAACUAAUAAUACUGUAUUUUACUGAAAUGUGAAUUGUCUAAAGUAUAGGAACGAAUUGGUGUGAAAAUUUUGGCCUUAAGACUGAUUGGUUUUUGUAGCACUUUGUAGCGUUUUCUGUUCUUUUGUUAAUUUGCAUUAUCUACAGACAAAUUGUGUCAAACUGAUUGAACUAACUGAUUCUCUUACGGGUCAUGUUUUAUUUGACUGCCUUCAUUUGUUCUAUAUUGUCACUGGCCUCGCUGUUUUUCCCAGAAUCCAUACAAGAAUGUAAUAUAUUUGUGAUAUUGCUGUACUCUAGAACUCUAGUGUACUCUAGAAACUUGUAUUUUGGCAUUAGAUUGUUAAAUGGAAUUCAUUAACAUUACAGAUAAACAUCAUCUCUUGUUGCCCAUGUUUGCGAUAGUUACGAUUAACCAUAUAAACAUUCACCUUAAAACUAUCAACGCAAAUGACGUAUUUACAUGGUCCUAAUAUAUCUACUGCAUAGUUCAACAGUGUGACAGCAGCGAGAGUCUAUAUCCCUUUGCUUUACUCUUAGGCCAGUAAUUAUAAAAGAAGCAUUUCAUACAUUUUAUUUAUAUUUAUUUAGAUUUUGUCUGGUUAUUUUUGCCAUUACAGUAAAGUGUGAAUGUGAACGGACUACCAAAUGCAGUCUUGGUAAAUUAAAAAUCUAACCAUAAAUUUGUUUUUUUGAUUGAGUGUAUAUUGCUUUAUUUUCUUAUCUUUCUACGUUGAUUUGUAAUAAAAGUGUGUGAUUAUUUGUACAUUGUUCAUAGCUCAAACGGGUGGCUCCUGCUUUGUUGGUCCUGCUGGUUUGGGCUCUUUGUUUAUAAAAUAAAACACACAGUGAUGGUUUUAAAUUAUUCUGAAGUUUAAUAAAGAACUUUCUCUGCUCAGCGAGGGUGGAAAGUGUUCACCAAAGCUAUAAAAGACUAACAGGUGAUAGCUUUACAGGAAUAUUAAAAACAGAGCGGACAUCCUGCUGAGCCCUGUAUGUGUGUGGUCCCAUAGGUGCACACAUGGUCUGUGCCCAUUGCGUAUAUAGUAUCUGAUUCAUAUUGACGUCUUAGGUUCACCUAUACUAGGUAAACAUGAAUGCCUUGCUAAGGAAUAUGUAACAAAAUGAAUUUCUAAAUAUGUACUGCUUUCUUUCAAGUUGUUAAUAAAGUACCUAUCUAUUA